AUGUGUCCCGAGGCUGAAGCCGAGGAGCUGCUUCAGCCUCAGGACAUCUAUCUAGUACUUCCUGCCACAAGCUUGCGCCUGCGUCUGUCACGCAAGGUGACAAUGUCCAUCCCAGGACCUCAGGGAGCGAACAGACCCGGGGAUCUAGAGUUGGCGGAGUCCGCCUCGAACAACUUGAAUCCGGAGCGCCUCAGGAGCCGAGGGGAUGACGACAGCUCUAACAUGGCUCUGCCGGGGGUCCACGUCCACCCGUACGUCUCCCAUCCCAGAAUGUCCAUGCGCAUGUCGGUGUACAGCGCCACCCAACGCCGCGUCUUCACCUACAACAACAUCCAGGGAAAGAUCUACAACUUCCUGGAGCGGCCGACCGGAUGGAAGUGCUUCUUGUAUCACUUCAGCGUAUUCUUGGUGGUGUUGGGAUGUCUGGUCCUCAGCGUUCUCUCCACGAUGCCUCGGUACGAGAUUCUAGCCCACCAGGCCCUCUUCUGGGUGGAAAUCGUGCUGGUGGUGUUCUUUGGCCUAGAGUAUGCGAUCAGGCUCUGGGCUGCAGGUUGCCGCAGCAAAUUCGUGGGGAUAACGGGCCGACUGCGCUUUGCACGAAAACUCAUCUCUCUAAUAGAUUUGAUCGUGGUGGUGGCCUCCCUCGUGGUGCUGGUUGCAGGUUCCAAAGGCCAGGUCUUUGCCACGUCAGCCAUCAGAGGAAUCCGGUUUCUACAGAUCUUGCGUAUGCUGCAUGUGGACCGGCAGGGGGGGACCUGGCGUCUGCUGGGCUCUGUGGUCUACUUACACAGACAGCUACGCCGCGGCCCAAAACGCAAGUGCGCGACCAAACGCAAGUGCGCGACCGAACGCAAGUGCGCGACCGAACGCAAGUGCGCGACCGAACGCAAGUGCGCGACCGAACGCAAGUGCGCGACCGAACGCAAGUGCGCGACCGAACGCAAGUGCGCGACCGAACGCAAGUGCGCGACAAACGCAAGUGCGCGACCGAACGCAAGUGCGCGACCGAACGCAAGUGCGAGACAAACGCAAGUGCGAGACAAACGCAAGUGCGAGACAAACGCAAGUGCGAGACAAACGCAAGUGCGAGACAAACGCAAGUGCGAGACAAACGCAAGUGCGAGACAAACGCAAGUGCGAGACAAACGCAAGUGCGAGACAAACGCAAGUGCGAGACAAACGCAAGUGCGAGACAAACGCAAGUGCGAGACAAAACGCAAGUGCGAGACAAAACGCAAGUGCGAGACAAACGCAAGUGCGAGACAAACGCAAGUGCGAGACAAACGCAAGUGCGAGACAAAACGCAAGUGCGAGACAAAACGCAAGUGCGAGACAAAACGCAAGUGCGAGACAAAACGCAAGUGCGAGACAAAACGCAAGUGCGAGACAAAACGCAAGUGCGAGACAAAACGCAAGUGCGAGACAAAACGCAAGUGCGAGACCAAACGCAAGUGCGAGACCAAACGCAAGUGCGAGACCAAACGCAAGUGCGAGACCAAACGCAAGUGCGAGACCAAACGCAGGUGCAUCUCACGCUGCGUCUACCUCUGCGGAUUAACGCCGCGCCCUAAUACUGCUGCUGGCGCCACUGCUAACCCUACGUGCGCCAACGCCACUAACCCCAACGCUCUCCGCUGA
This is a messenger RNA of Knipowitschia caucasica, 1638 nucleotides long. The record is from the annotation of a GenBank genome assembly. Lineage: Eukaryota; Metazoa; Chordata; Actinopteri; Gobiiformes; Gobiidae.